GGGGUAGUUAGGCACUGAAGAGCAUCACGAUCUAGAAUCGCACAGUGAAGAACCCUCUUUAUUCUUCCUGAAGACACUUUGCACCCCAAGAGAGAACACUAUGGUCAUGCUGAAGAUUUCCUCUUUUCUCGCUGUCUAUGCCUUGGUGGCUUGCCAGAUGGAUAACUACCAGGCAGUCCCACUCAGACCCGGCUUAGAGUCUGUGACGGACCGAGGGACGCUGGGCGAUUACGAAGCUCGGAGGUUAUUAAACGCGCUGGUGAAAGAAUACGUCCAGAUGACGGCGGAAGAGCUGGAGCAGGCGAGCGAAGGGAACAGCUUGAAUAGACCCAUUUCCAAACGCUGUGCCAACCUGAGUACUUGUGUUUUGGGCAAACUAUCUCAAGAAUUGCACAAAUUGCAAACUUACCCUCGCACUGACGUCGGGGCUGGAACUCCUGGCAAGAAAAGGAAUGUUCUGAAUGACCUGGAGAGUGAACGCUAUGCAAACUAUGAGGAAGCCCUCGGAAACAACUAGAUAUGCUGAUGUCCUCUCCUCUUCCUUUUCUUUUCCUUCUUUUAAAAACUUGAUGCAUGUGGAUCUAACCUUGAUUGCUAACUUUGCUAUGUUCCUUUGGGUCUGUUUUGGAGAGAGAAUGCUGGAGCGGAACGUCAAGUUAGGAAGUUAAGGAACAGGACACACAUAUACCAUGUUGGGGCUGGGGGGUGGG
This is a messenger RNA of Heteronotia binoei (common prickly gecko), 710 nucleotides long. It is a transcript of the gene CALCB, whose product is annotated as calcitonin related polypeptide beta. The record is from RefSeq and is a predicted model, not a curated record. The transcript has 4 exons. Gene Ontology annotation, cellular component: extracellular region. Gene Ontology annotation, molecular function: calcitonin receptor binding; hormone activity. Bases 101 to 517 code for a protein of 138 amino acids. Lineage: Eukaryota; Metazoa; Chordata; Lepidosauria; Squamata; Gekkonidae.